Molecule: messenger RNA, 5523 nt
Organism: Nematolebias whitei (Rio pearlfish)
Lineage: Eukaryota; Metazoa; Chordata; Actinopteri; Cyprinodontiformes; Rivulidae
Product: titin
Exons: 4
Coding region: 121-5523 (1800 amino acids)
Molecular function (GO): protein binding
Source: RefSeq, a predicted model, not a curated record
ACUGCGAGUGUCUGCUGAGAGGUUUGGGGCUUUCUUCACACUCACAGUUCUGUCUGAGCAAGCUGAAUUUAAGUUAACUUUUGCCUCCUACAUUUCAGCCCAAAUUGAAAAAGUUAAAAAAUGGAAACGACUGAAAAUGAAAUGAAAAAUAAAGCUGAAGAAAAACCUCAGACUCCCAGAUUAAAUGGUAUUGAGGAUUCCAAUGCAAUGGUUUCACUGUCCUCCCAGGUUUUUGCCCAAGGUCAGUCAGCUUCUUCUGCAGAGAAUCAAGAAAACAACCCACCGGUCCAAACUGCCUUCGUAACUGACAAAGAAAAUGCUAUUAGGCCAAGACUCCAGAUAACUUUUAACACGUUCACUAUCAAGAAUGGUGCAGAACUGAAAGUAGAAAUCCCUGUGACUGGACACCCUGAGCCAAAAAUUGAAUGGCAAAAAGAUGGCCAUGCAGUUAAGGAGACAUCAAGGCUAGAGGUUUUGACUAAAGCAUCACUGACUGUCCUACAUAUCAGACAUGCUGCCAGGGAGCACUCUGGACAGUAUUUUGUUACGGCCAGAAACAAUGCUGGAAAAGACAUGGGAGAAGUUGCUGUGGUUGUUCUUGAGAGGCCAGAUCCACCUGCAGGGCCUGUGAGGGUCGAUGAGAUCAGUUCUGACUAUGCUGUUAUCUCUUGGGAGCCACCUGAAUAUACCGGGGGUUGUCAGCUAGAUAAUUACAUAGUGGAGAAACGGGAAACUACAAGUACAGAGUGGCAGACUGUGUCAGCAACAACAGUAAGAACCACAAUCAAAGUUACAAAACUGAAAACAGGAAAUGAAUACCAGUUCAGAGUGUUUGCUGAAAAUAGGCACGGAAAAAGCACUGCAGUCACCUCUCCAGUUGUAAUGGCACAGUAUCCAUUUAGUGUCCCUGCUGCUCCUGGCACUCCCUAUGUUUCCAUUGUGACUAAGUACAACAUGGUGGUUGAGUGGGAGUCUCCAUCCAGUGAUGGAGGCAACCCCAUCACUGGCUAUCACAUAGAACGUAAAGAGAAGAACAGCAUUUUAUGGACCAAGCUCAACAAAUUUGUUAUACCCGACAACCGUUUCAAAGCAAGUGGGUUGGAGGAAGGCAUUGAGUAUGAAUUCAGAGUCCUUGCUGAAAAUAUUGCUGGACUGAGUCCAUGUAGUAAUACAUCUGAAUGCUAUGUAGCAAGAGACCCCUGUGAUGCGCCUGGAAAACCUGAAGCUGUUGUUGUGACCAGAGACAGCAUCACCCUUCAGUGGGAAAAACCCAAGUACGAUGGUGGAAGCACUAUUACAGGAUAUUUGGUUGAAAAGAAGGAGCUGCCAGAUGGCAGAUGGAUGAAGGCAAACUUCACUAAUGUUAUUGAGAAUCUCUUCACAGUCACAGAUCUGACAGGAGGUCAAAGUUAUGAGUUCAGGGUAACUGCUAAGAACAGUGCUGGUGUUUGGAGUAUGCCCUCAGAAAGCAUCACCAUUCUUGCUCAAGAUGUUAUUGAAGCACCCACUGCAUCUUUUGACCCCCAGUUUAAGAGUACUACUGUUGUUCAAGCUGGGGAGGCAUUUGUUAUUGAUGCAGACUACUUUGGAAAGCCUCUUCCUGAAGUUAGAUGGUUGAAAGGUGGAAAUGAAAUUGACAAAGGUACACCAAGAAUGGAUAUAAAAAACACCAUCACUCAUACAACUCUCACAGUCAGGGAAUGCACACGUGUGGAUGGAGGACGAUAUGUCUUGAGCCUCAGUAACAUUGGUGGAAUGACAUCCAUUCCAGUUAACGUUAAAGUCUUAGAUAGACCUGGUCCGCCUGAAGCACCACUGAAGGUGAAAGCUGUGAGUGCAGAGAAGUGCAAUCUUCACUGGAACCCCCCUCUAAAUGACGGAGGUGCUACUGUCACCCACUACAUCAUUGAAAAAAGAGAGACUAGUCGAGUCACAUGGACAGGGGUAGAACCGCAUGUUGAAGCUGUAAGUUACAAAGUGGCAAAACUGGUACCUGGCAAAGAGUACAUAUUCAGAAUUGCUGGCGUGAACAAAUUUGGUGCUGGUGAAUUCCUUGAAUCUGAACCUUUUAUUGCACAAAAUCCUUUUACGGCACCUAGUGCACCCUCUACCCCUAUAAGCAGUGCUGUGACUGGUGACUCUGUAUUACUAACAUGGGAAAGGCCUGAGAGUGAUGGAGGCUCAGAGAUUGAUGGCUACAUUCUGGAGAAAUGUGACAAAGAGGGUGUGCGGUGGACCAAAUGCAACAAGAGAAGGCUAAAUGAUUUGCGUUUUCGAUGUACAGGACUUACUGAAGGCCAUUACUAUCAGUUUAGAGUUCUUGCUGAAAAUGCUGCUGGUGUGGGUGCACCAAGUGAACCAAGCGAGUAUAUUAAAGUAUGUGAUGCUAUUUACCCUCCUGGUCCACCUAACAACCCAAAAGUGACAGAUUAUUCCAGAAGCACUGUGUCUCUGUUUUGGUCAAAACCCAUAUAUGAUGGUGGAGCAACCAUCAGUGGGUUUGUUGUUGAAAUGAAAGAAGUAGCAGAGGAUGAAUGGAUUACAUGCACACCAAGCACAGGUAUACAGGACACAAGCUACAUGGUGAAAAGACUCAGAGAAAAUUCAGAAUACAAUUUUCGCAUACGUGCUAUGAAUUCUGCUGGUAUUGGAGAGCAUGUGGAUCUUCCUGGGUCUGUGGUUGCAGCUGAGAAAUUAGAAGCACCAGAGAUAGAAAUGGACAGUGCUUUGAGAAAAACGGUCAAUGUCAGAGCCUGUUCCACCUUACGUCUUUAUGUUACCAUCAGAGGUAGACCAGAGCCUGAAAUUAAGUGGUCAAAGGCAGGUGGCCCUCUGAGUGAGCGUACUCAAAUUGAGAUAACAAACUCCUACACUGUUCUACUGUUAGAGAAUGUCAACAGAAAUGACAGUGGAAAGUAUGCAUUGACUGCUGAGAACUGCAGUGGCACUAAAUCAGCAUUCAUCAAUGUCAGAGUUUUGGACUCUCCCAGUGCACCAAUAAAUUUAGAAGUAAAAGAUAUAAAGAGAGACUCUGUGUCCAUCUCGUGGGAGCCUCCCCUUAUUGAUGGAGGAGCAAAGAUUUCUCACUACAUUGUAGAGAAACGUGAGGAGGCAAGAAAGGCUUUCACAAGUGUCUGCGGCAACUGUGUAAGGAAUUUCUGUAAAAUUGACAAUCUACAGGAAGGAUCCUUCUAUUUCUUCCGUGUCCUGGCAGUAAACGAUUUUGGAACUGGACUGCCAGCAGAAACUCCCGAGGCAGUUAAAGUGUCUGAGGCUCCACUGCCUCCUGGAAAAAUCACUCUCAGCAACGUCACUUGUAAUAGUGCAAGACUGUCUUGGGAAAAGCCUGAUCAUGAUGGAGGGAGUAAAAUCACAUGUUACAUUGUAGAAAUGCAAGCAGAGGGGGAAGAUACAUGGAUAAAAUAUUCUGAGAGUAAAGCACAAGAAGUAGCUGUAAAUGGGCUGACAGAAGGAAAAGAGUAUUUCUUUAGAGUGAGUGCUGUUAAUGAAAAGGGAAGGAGUGAACCGAAAUCUCUUUUGACACCUGUUAUGGUAAAAGAUACUAGUGCUGAACCCGUUAUUAAUCUGCUGACUAACACAUUUAGUGUAAAGGCAGGAAAUGAUCUUAAGAUUGAUGUUCCAUUCAUGGGUGUGCCACCACCAAUAGUAGUAUGGAAAAAAGAGGGAAAUACACUGAAAGAGACAAGUAGGGUAAAUGUACACACAUCUGACUCAACAUCUCAGAUUGUUAUCAAAGAUUCAACCAGGAUUGAUGCUGGUGUGUAUGAAGUGAUCUUGACUAAUUCAGUUGGAAUCACAUCAGUUGAAAUCUUUGUGAAUGUUUUUGAAAGACCUGGACCACCAAGUGACCUCAGUGUGGAUGAUGUGAGUGCUGACUUUGUGUCUCUGUCAUGGCAGCCCCCAAUUUACACUGGUGGGUGUGAGAUAACCAACUACAUUGUUGAGAAAAGAGACACAAGCAGCUCAAUAUGGCAGAAUGUGUCAGCAACAGUGGCAAGAUCAUCAAUCAAAAUUUCCCGACUAACACAAAGCACUGAAUAUCAAUUUCGUGUUGCUGCAGAAAAUCGUUAUGGAAAAAGCCAGUUCAUUGAAACAGAAACUAUUGUUGCCCAGUAUCCUUUCAAACCACCUGGUCCACCAACCAGCCUCCAUGUUCUGCAGGCCUCAAAAUCUGUAAUGAUCAUUGCUUGGAGCAAACCAGACAAUGACGGUGGCAGCCCUAUUACUGGUUAUCACGUUGAAAGCAAAGAUCAAAGCAGUAUUUUAUGGACAAAACUAAACCGAAGCCCAGUGACAGAGACCCAAUUCAAAGUGACAAGUGUUGAAGAAGGUCUUGUUUAUGAGUUCAGGGUUUGUGCUGAAAAUAUGGCUGGUGUUGGACCUUGCAGUCAGACGUCUGAACCUGUAGCAGCAAGAGACCCGUGCGAGCCUCCCUACAAUCUCACAGUCACCAAUGUAACAAAUACUUCAGUUUCACUCUCAUGGGACAAACCAAAAUACGAUGGAGGGGCUAAAAUAACUGGCUACAUUGUUGAACGUAAAGAACUGCCAGAUAGUUGCUGGCUUAAGUGCAACUUCACAAAUUUACUGGACACAUGUCUGGAAGUGACCGAGCUCGCGGAGGGUGAACAAUAUGAUUUUCGUGUCAUUGCAAAGAAUGCAGCUGAUCUCGUCAGUGCACCAUCUGAAACCACUGGACCUAUUACAGUGCAGCAUGAUGUGGAGCCACCCAAAAUUAUCUUGGAUGACCAAUUUCGACAGGUGGUGGUAGUGAAAGCUGGAGAGCUCCUAAGAAUAGAUGCUGACAUCUCUGGCCGCCCUAAUCCAACAGUGUUUUGGUUGAAAAAUGGAAGAAAUAUUGGUACCAAAGGAAGAAUUGAGAUAACAGUGACAAAGACCCAUGCGUCUCUCCUUAUCAGAGAGUGUGUCAGGAAAGAUUCUGGGCAAUAUACUCUGACCUUGCAUAACACCGCUGGUACCACAUCUAAAGUUGUCACCUGCAAAGUGCUGGAUAGGCCAGGCCCCCCUGCUGGCCCUCUGGAAGUGUCUGGACUGUCAGCAGAAAAAUGCACCUUGUCUUGGGGACCCCCUCAUGAGACUGGUGGUGCAGAGAUUUUGCAUUACAUUGUUGAAAAGUGUGAAACUAGUCGUGUUUCCUGGAUUCUUUUGUAUGGUGACAUGAUAGCAACAUCUUGUAAGGUAACCAAGCUCCUCAAAGGAAAUGAGUACCUGUUUAGGGUGAGGGCGGUCAACCAAUAUGGGGAGGGUGAGAUUUUGGAGAGUGUGCCAAUAAAAGCCAUGGAUCCCUUCACUAUCUCAUCCGCUCCAACAGAUGUUGAGGUCACAAGUGCAACCAGGGACACCAUGACUGUCUGCUGGAAGAGGCCUCUCUCUGAUGGUGGUAGUUGUAUUAGUGGUUACAUUAUAGAGAAAAGGGAAAAGCAUGGCGUCCGCUGGAAGAUCCAAAAUUUCUCCCCUCUCCUCCAGCAAAGCCCAUCAUAG